CAUGUGGUGCUGGGCGGGCCGCGGACGCCGCACUGGCUGUGCCCCUGUGGUUUCAUCGGCAACUGGGCGUCGAGGCUUCAGUGCGGCGAGCGCGACAACAAGUGCUCCUCCAAGACGCAGUGGAACACCCUCACCACAGGGAGCGUGGGCACCACCAGCUGCGUCAGCCACGGAGCGCACACCCUGGGAUCGCAAGGGCUCUUCAAACAGCAGGCCCAGGAAGCCGAGGACCUCGGGAAUACCUUCUCGGACUUCAAGCGCGAGGCAGCUGCAGCUCAGCAGGCAGCCUUCAUCGAGCCCAAGACCGAG
Molecule: messenger RNA, 309 nt
Organism: Prorocentrum cordatum
Lineage: Eukaryota; Dinophyceae; Prorocentrales; Prorocentraceae
Source: the annotation of a GenBank genome assembly